AUGAUCUGGUGCCGGAUACUAGGGUUGGCCUUACUGGCCACGGCCGUAUCGUCAGCGGCCCAGAAAACCGAUGACUUGGAGUGCAUGUUCCUCGGCUAUCCCGAUCUGGAAUACGACGGUUUUGAUCGAACUGAGGUUGGUCGUGAUUGCAGAAACUAUGUGCAGCCGGUGUUAGGUACUUCCUGCUGACG
This is a messenger RNA of Cylicostephanus goldi, 191 nucleotides long. The record is from the annotation of a GenBank genome assembly. Lineage: Eukaryota; Metazoa; Nematoda; Chromadorea; Rhabditida; Strongylidae.